AAGCGAAGCAACAGUUGGGAGAUAUCAACAGACGGGAGCGUGCGGCACUGCUCCUUCCGCCCGCGAAAAUUUAAAUUUCGAACUGUGUUAUUUUCUUUUUUUUUCUUUUUAAAUCGCGCAAUGAACUUUCAAAGUAAAGCCAACAAAUAUGUGUGCCCUAAUGACAGGCAACUUUCCUUACGAUCAAAGUUACGAACAGGUUGGAGUGCUGCACGAAGCGAACCGCCAUUGACUCAAAAAGAACGCGAAGCCAUCGCAGCAGUGGUUAAAAGAGCUGAGAAAGUGGAUGAAGUUGAAGCACGACGUGUUGGUCGAUUAGUUGCAAGACUAGAAGGAAUGCGUCGGUCAGCCCAAGGCCCCGCGCCCCGCACUUGUCUGCUGUGUGGCGAGACGUCCAGGCUGCUUGCUCCGUUGCGCACGUGCUCCAUGUGCCAAAACUCCGCCUGUCCCAAAUGCGUCAUAGAUACACCUCCUCACAGAUCUCCAAUAUAUUCAAGAGAACAAUACAUGUGCAACCUUUGCGCCGAGACCAGGGAGAUGUGGAAGAAGUCGGGCGCGUGGUUCUUCAAGUCCUUGCCCAAAUACAUCCUGCCAGAUAGGAGAAAUACUGGCAGAUACAACGAUUCAGAACUGGCCAAAUCAUUACAAGACGGAGGCAACAGCAGCAACGAAGGUAAAACCGACUCCGAGCCGGGGUCACCUCUCAGCGUACACCCGCCUACAUUUUCAAGACAACCGAGCAACACCGAAAGCAGAAAAUCCAUAAGCUCAGGAAAAUUUCAGGACCACGACUGGAGCGAAACAGAUAUCUUAUCCCACGGAGUAAGCGGGUUAAGUCUCCACCGAACAGACAGCCUCAACCAACGACCAUUAGGCCUCAAACGUACAGGCAGUAAAGGCAGUGCCUACAGUCUUAGGAGCGUGAGGAAAGAGAUUCCCAAACCAAUCACCCAAGUGGAAAGACCGCCAACAAUACCAGACUCUGGAUUUGGGACGUUGGAGAUAAAAUUGGCGUAUGAUAACGGAACGUCAUCGUUGGCUGUUACAGUGUUAAGAGCUAGAGGGUUAAUAGGCAUGGAUAUGACCGGUCUUUCUGAUCCAUUCUGCAGGCUGGAAGUGAUGCCAAGGGAGGGCACUUAUUCAAACAGACUACGAACCAAGACGGUACAUAAGACUAAAAACCCGGAAUUCAAUGAGACUGUGCAUUUUUUUGGUAUCACCGAAUCAGACCUGUCCACGAAGUCAUUGGAGAUUGUUGUGUUUGAUGAUGACAAAUACGGUUGCGACGAAAUGGGCUCAGCGACAGUCGCGUUGAGAGAAUGCCUUAAAUCACCAGCUCAGUUGCGACUGGCUCUCUCCGGGGCUUCGGGGUCGGAGCCGACAGGGCCUCGCCUGCUGCUGGCCCUGUGCUACAGCACCAAGAGACGAGCUCUGGUCGUAACUGUGUGCAGAGCAGCUGACCUGCCCCCUCAGGACAGUAACGGGUAUUCCGACCCGUUUGUUAAACUAUACUUAGAUCCUGAUCCGUACCACAAAAAACACAAAUCAUCCAUCAAGUGGCGGAAUUUGAAUCCCGUUUGGAACGAGGAGUUUCUUUUCGAAACUCGACCAACGGAGCUUUCUCGCCAGAAUCUAACAGUGACAGUCUGGGAUAAGGAUUACGGGAAACCGAACGACUUUCUAGGCAGUCUAGUGUUGGGAGCAAGCAGUAAAGGCCAAAGGCUCAAGCAUUGGAUGGAUUGUAUCAAAUUCCCCGACCAUAGACACGAGCAAUGGCACUCUCUAACUGACACACAACAUUUAUAAAUUAUCUGUCUCCACGAAAAUUAAAGGCGGAAAUUAUUUAGAGAUAAUCAGCAAAUAACGAAACAUAAAUGCUCUGAAUUGGCGUUAGCGGAAGACCGAGGCAGUAUGUAAAUGUGCCGAGUUACAGAAUCUAAAUAUUUUAGUUGUAAAUGCCACUAACUCCCGUAUUUACGGGAGUAAGUACUCUACUAUUACCGUAAUCCAAAAUAUUUUUUAAAUAAAACCAAGAAAAAUCUGCUGUAAGAAAUCUCAAAGUAUGACGAUGUCAAAAUUUAAUUAUUAGCACUUUUUUAUUUACCCUCUAGCUACUGUAGAGCCGCCAUAAUUUAAUUUUAAAUUUUUGACGCGCUUUUCUAUGAACAAU
This is a messenger RNA of Bicyclus anynana (squinting bush brown), 2170 nucleotides long. RefSeq names its product double C2-like domain-containing protein beta (gene Rph). The record is from RefSeq and is a predicted model, not a curated record. Bases 121 to 1806 code for a protein of 561 amino acids. Lineage: Eukaryota; Metazoa; Arthropoda; Insecta; Lepidoptera; Nymphalidae. Gene Ontology annotation, biological process: intracellular protein transport. Gene Ontology annotation, molecular function: small GTPase binding. Gene Ontology annotation, cellular component: membrane. The transcript has 9 exons.